Messenger RNA from Aspergillus luchuensis, 573 nucleotides. RefSeq lists its product as uncharacterized. The transcript is spliced from 2 exons. The record is from RefSeq and is a predicted model, not a curated record. Lineage: Eukaryota; Fungi; Ascomycota; Eurotiomycetes; Eurotiales; Aspergillaceae. The coding region runs from base 1 to 573 and encodes 190 amino acids.
AUGCACAUGGCUCUGAAAUGGCAAUCGCGUUCCUUAGGUGGGCUCCCUACCAUGGCAGAUAUCUCGAGCACGAAUUCAUCCGAUCUGCCAAAGCAAUUCUCCCAGGCCAAGAAAGCGGCAAUCGACGGUAAAAUCGGUAAGACCACCGUGCUAGGCGUGAGUCUUGUCGAUGUAGAAAUGAUCGAACGCGGUGAGCGCCACAGCCGCGACAUGAAUUAUACAUCCUUUGCACACUGCUUUGUUCUGGCUAUAGGCAGAGAGGGUUUCCGGGUAUACCAGGCAUGGGGUGAGCACGGCUACCGCCUGGACGAGUACUUGAAGCGGGGCGGUUCACAACUUCGAUCCUGGCAAGAGGCGACAACUUUCUUGAAGAGUUUUCGGAAACUCUGCCAUUAUUCGGGACCAUGGACGCGUGAACUGAAGGAUGCCUACUGGACAUGUUUCGAAAUAGAUCUCGAUUCAAUUUGUGGGAGGCGGCGCCUACAGGCUCCCCUCGUCCCUGUGUAUCGACCAUGGGUGAGAACAUUCGAGAUCAAAGAUGUUCGAGUGGAGGACAUCAAGAAGUUCAGAUAG